Molecule: messenger RNA, 847 nt
Organism: Dalotia coriaria
Lineage: Eukaryota; Metazoa; Arthropoda; Insecta; Coleoptera; Staphylinidae
Product: COMM domain-containing protein 4-like
Source: RefSeq, a predicted model, not a curated record
AUGAACAAUUGCAAUAUACAACAUUUGAAGUGCAAGAAAUGUAGACAAGUUAUUUUGGAUAAAGAUCAGUGUACUGCUUUGAUUAAUGCCCACAACGAUAAGGAUUAUCAAGGUGAUUGCGUGUCAGUUACAGAAGAAACAUUAAUCUUUGUUGAUGAAUCUUGUCUACCAGAGUGGAUAAAACCUCUGUUGAAGAAGAACAGUGGGCAAAAGAGGUUUAAAUUUUGUGGAGAUGCUGAUUGUCCUGAUUGGGUUCUGGCUUCCAUCAACAAUCUCUCAAAACUUUCAUCAGUGAAGCUUAAACAGCUCACCAAUGUAGUUGCUAAGGGUUGAGCACCAGCACUUAUGAUGGCAAAUGCUGAGAAAUUAUUCUCAGACUCAAAACUUGAUCCCACUAUUUCUUUGAAAGCAUGUAUAGCUUGUAUACAGUAUAUUUUAUAUUCAACUGUGAGGUAUAAUUGUGAUCAUAAUGCACUGAACAGUGAAUUACAACAGUUGGGUUUACCUCGCGAGCAUUCCACGGCAAUAAAGAAGGUUAUUGAUGAUCAAGCACAGGAAAUCCAUUCUAUACUAAAGUCAUCUUCUUUGAAGAUUAAUCCAUUACAAGAUUUUUCGCUAUCAAUCGAUGAUGAAACAAACUGCGCCAAAAUGCAGCUGACAAUCAAUGGGAAUACACGGAAUGUUAUUAUGACUCCACACACUGUUGAUGUUUUGUUGGAUAAUUUGAAGAGAGUGCAACAAACUAUGGUCGAACUGAAUACCGCGCCUAAUCCUCUAAGUUGAAAUAUAUAUUACUUUAUAAAUAUUUGGGAAAUAUUUGUAUGAAUAAACAAAUAACACUUUUAAA